UUGAACCAAGCAUCGCACUUCUACUUCACUAAGCUCUGUGCAGAAACAGACAGAAAAACCCGCCGUGCAUGAAACAGGAAGCUGUUUUUAUUUGAUUAUGUGUCACUGUUAGUCAAAGGGCAGGUACUAUUUUAGUCUCUAGUCGUUUGGAACUAAGCUCCGAUUCUCUCCGAACUUCUUGUUCCUUUGUUUAAACUAAAUCUCAGUUACUAGUUUUAGUUGGUAUUUCUUGCUCAGCCGCAUCUUUGUCACUUUUUUAGUGUGACCAGCAAGAUUUGAAAUUUGAGGAGGGAGAAUAUGGAUGUGACUUCAUACCCAGUUGACGUUUUGGAGAGACAAAGUAGCCUUUGAGUUCAAGUUUGGGACUUUUUCAGAUUGAGGGUCCUUUUAAAAGAAGAAGAAGAAGAAGAAGAAGAAGAAGCUUUAGAAAUUUGGGGUCUUUUUUGGUUCUAAAAAGUUUUCUUCAAAUACCCAUUUCAAUCAGGGAGAUCCAGGAUUUGUGAAAGCUUGUUUGUACCUGCAUAUAGUUUCUGGUCUUCUAGUACCAGAAGCCAGGCUGCUUCUGCGUUUGGAGGAUUUGCUUUAUGUGGUAAAAGCCAAACCCCAUGAUCGCAGGAUGAUGUGUGACUCACGGAUUGUGCAAACUAAGUUGAGCCAAAAUGAUUCCCUCUGUAAAUAUUCUCAUUCUAGCAUCUCAUGUGAUUCUGAAUUUCAGUCAGAGGUUGUGAAAGAUGACUCGUUUUCUAAGGUGAGUAAUCCUGAUGAAGGUAUUGAACGACUUGGAUCAUGCAAUAAAAGUUCAUACCCGUACAAGUUCCAGCUUGAACAGGAUGUACAAAGAUUGGAACAGCAGCUGCUUGAAGAAAUAGAGCUACAUGCUAUUCUGGAAAAUGCAAUUGAGAAAAAUGCUACUAAAUUCUCCAGUCCAGCAUGCCUUCCUUACAAUGCUCAAGAGCUCCUAAGCAAUAUUGCUGCCCUGGAGGUUACAGUUUCAGAACUAGAACAGGAGUUGGUUGCUUUGCAUUUCCAACUAAGUCAAGAAAGAAAUGAAAGAAGGCUGGCAGAAUAUCAUCUGAGGCAUCCAUCUCCUCAGUCAAUGUCUCCUCGCUUGUGUGGUAUUAUGAAACUGCCGAGUUCAUCUCCUUCGAGGUGUACAGAGCAGUCUAGUCCUGAAAUUCAUCAUUAUUCAGGAGAUGACUCAUGGCAGGAGCCACAAGAUCAAUCAUCAGAAACUAGCGGUGAAACAUCUUCCAUGCAAUCAGUAACUGAGAUUGCGGUGGACUCAGUUGCAUGUGGCCAUGAUAUGAAAAACUGUAGGAAGAUGGAUCUCGUAUCUUUGCAACCUUCUGACUUUAGGAAGCUUCCUAAAGGGAUGCCCUCCAAGGGCCUGUGGGAUCAUCCUAAUCAACUGUCAGAGGAGAUGGUUAGAUGCAUGAAAAAUAUUUUCAUAUCUUUGGCUGAUUCAGCCUUACCGUCAAAAUCUUCUUCCCAAGAGAGCCAGUUGUCACCUCUGUCACCACGUGGACAUCUUUCUAAUUCCUCAUGGUGGUCGUCAUCUGAACGGUCGAUGAUUUCAUCAUGGGUACAGAGCCCACAAGUAGAUAUACAGAGUAACUCUGAAGUAUUAGCUUCAGAAAACGCCUGUGAUCCCUAUAGAGUUCGAGGGAAACUGAGUUGGGCAGACAUUGGGAGCUAUGGACUAGCAACUGAAGUUUCUUGGAUGUCAGUUGGGAAGAAGCAAUUAGAAUAUGCUGCUGGUGCUCUGAGGAGGUUCAGAGUACUUGUGGAGCAACUGGCAAAAGUAAAUCCUAUCCAUUUGAGCUGCAAUGAGAAGCUUGCUUUCUGGAUUAACUUAUAUAAUGCACUUAUCAUGCAUGCUUACUUGGCUUAUGGAGUCCCUAGAAGUGAUUUGAAGCUCUUCUCUUUAAUGCAAAAGGCAGCUUACACUGUUGGGGGACAUUCUUACAGUGCCACUGCUAUUGAGUACGUAAUUUUGAAGGCGAAACCUCCACUUCAUAGACCACAAAUUGCUUUGCUUCUUGCCCUUCACAAGCUUAAGGUCUCAGAUGAGCAACGGAAGUCUGUAAUCGAUACAUAUGAACCACUUAUAACCUUUGCUUUAAGCUGUGGAAUGUACUCCUCACCGGCGGUAAGGAUCUACACUGCUGAAAAUGUAAGGGAAGAACUUCAGGAAGCACAGCGUGAUUUUGUUCGAGCUUCAGUUGGGGUUAGUAACAAGGGGAGGUUGUUGGUGCCAAAAAUGUUGCACUGCUUUGCCAAAGGCUCUGUGGAUGAUUCAAAUUUGGCUGUAUGGAUAUCACAUUACCUCCCGCCCCACCAAGCUAUCUUUGUUGAGCAAUGCAUAUCACAAAGGCGACAAAGUCUGCUUGGUUCGCGCAACUGUGGCAUUUUGCCAUUUGAUUCACGCUUCCGAUACCUAUUUCUGCCCGACAAAAUUCCAUUAUGAUGAUUCCCGGUAAUACUACACUUAAAUACCCUGGAUUAGUCAGUUCAGGUUGAGCUAAAACCAGAUGGUUGAAGUAAUGGUACAUUUAGAAACACAGGUCAGUUUGGUCUUUCACCUCAUAGACCUCUUAUAAUCCCUCAUGGGUGUUGUACAUUUUGUUAAUGGAUAACAGGAGUUCAGAUACAGUGUUUAGGAGAUCGUUGUGAUUCACUUGUAUUCCACAAAUGUCAAAUAAGAGUGAGCAGUAAUUAUCUGGUGACUUCUGAUUGUGAAAUGCAAUACUGUCAGUGUCCGAGAGUUACACUAUAGUGUUGAGGAUUUUUGGUCGUUCAAGUUCUUGUAAAGUUGGUCUUGAAUCCAGUAACAUCAUGAAUCUGUAAGAUGUGCAGUCAUUAGCGUUAUACAACUGGCUGAAUUUGCUGAAGGUGUAAUAGUAUUGCAACAAUGUUGGACAUUCUAAUGGUCUGAUGAAGCAUGCUCAUGAUUUCAUAUUU
Molecule: messenger RNA, 2961 nt
Organism: Rosa chinensis
Lineage: Eukaryota; Viridiplantae; Streptophyta; Magnoliopsida; Rosales; Rosaceae
Exons: 13
Coding region: 617-2467 (616 amino acids)
Source: RefSeq, a predicted model, not a curated record